This is a messenger RNA of Cornus florida, 3386 nucleotides long. Its product is annotated as probable RNA-dependent RNA polymerase 5. Gene Ontology annotation, cellular component: nuclear RNA-directed RNA polymerase complex. Gene Ontology annotation, molecular function: RNA-directed RNA polymerase activity. Gene Ontology annotation, biological process: siRNA processing. NCBI's taxonomy places the organism in Eukaryota, Viridiplantae, Streptophyta, Magnoliopsida, Cornales, Cornaceae. The record is from RefSeq and is a predicted model, not a curated record. The transcript is spliced from 20 exons. Bases 94 to 3225 code for a protein of 1043 amino acids.
GUUUCCAAAGUAUUGCAAACAAAAUUGAAAAUUUAGGUUUUCUUUUUCUGCGCUUUCUUUUAGACGAAGUUGUCGUGUUCAUCUGUGGAAGCCAUGGCCGAUCUAAGAAAUUGCAGAUGUGGCUUUAGCGUGGCAAGAGAGGUGGAGAUCAUCUGUGAGGCUGAUUUUUCUCAUAUUGAUAGAGUUUGCUCUGGAGCCGGUUCUUCGACGAACGUUCAAAGAGAAUCUCCAGGUGUUGUGGCGGCCGGUUCAAUCAAAGUAACCCUCCCUCCAUCCGUCGAAGAAUUGCUCCACACCAUCUGCGUCAAACAUUCACAACCACCUCCAGACAUGCCUGUGAGGAAAGAGCUCUGUUCGCUCGGCGAAAAAGCCGCUCUUGACCUCCUCAGAACCAUCUCUGGUUCCAAGGAGAUUCGAACUCUCAAUGGGUUCAUUAUUUUCAUGGUCAGGAAGCACCGCAAUGGCUCUUCUCAAGAAAGCGACUGUAGCUCUCCCCAGAAACAAAGUUCACCCAGUCCCUCAACUUCCAAUCACCAUUAUGACUAUAGUCCUCACUCACCAAUCCCAAAGGAUCUGACGUCCCCCUCUUCAAGAUUAAACAGGGCAAACAUGCAGCAAAUAAGUGACCAAUUAUUGGCCCUUGGUGAACUUGAAUUCAGGAAAGCGUUUCUGAUUUUAAGUUAUAUUGGGAGGAACAGGCUGGAGAAUGUUAUGUCUGCCAAUGACAUUCUUAGACUGAAAGAUAUGCCAAUGGGGCCUUUGGAGUCUAGAGUUUGGACUGACUAUGGCAGGAAAAAUUGUGAGGUGGUGGAUCGAGUGAAGUAUCUUGACUGGGAUUCUAAAAAGACGUAUCUCUAUCACUGUCAUGUUGAUCCAGAUGGAAGUUAUAGUUUCAAGGGUCCGUAUCUGAAACCAACAAGAACUCACUUGCAACGGGAAUUAGGAGACGAUAAUGUAUUGCUCGUGAAAUUUGCGGAAGAAUCCCAAAAUUGUACAAAGUUUGCGAUUGAUUCUCCUAAUUAUAGUGCUCGGUUCAACAAGAUUGGUGAAGAUGGAAUUUUUGUUGGCUUGAGGCGUUAUCGUUUUUUCGUGUUUAAAGAUGGAGGAAAAGAGGAGAAAAAGAAAAAUCCAACUUCGUCAACCGUAAAAUGCUACUUUGUUCGAAUGGAGUCUAUUGCUCCUUGUGAUGAGGGGAAACCUUAUGUUUUGUCUAACAAAACAGUUGAUGAAGCAAGGUGUCUUUUCAUGCAUGCACACAUGGUGUCCAGCAUGGCUAAAUAUAUGGCUAGGUUUUCCCUGAUUCUAUCGAAAACUAUAAAGCUUCAAGUUAAUCUUUCUUCGGUGCAUAUUGAAAGGAUUGAAGAUAUACCUUGCCGGGAUGAAAAUGGGCAUGUUGUCUGCAAUGAAGAUGGAGAGCGUCUGAUCCAUACCGAUGGAACUGGUUAUAUAUCAGAAGAUUUAGCAUUGAUGUGUCCCAAAGAUUUUUACAAGGCAGAGUAUAUCAAUUAUGAAAAUUUUGAGAGAUUUCUUGAAUGUGUCAACUCUGGGAACAGAUCAUUAGAAUUGAGAGGAGAAGCUCGCAGUAGGGAACCGCCUUUGCUAACACAAGUACGUUUAUUCAAUAAUGGUUGUGCCGUCAAGGGAACCCUUCUUGUCAAUAGAAAGCUUCCACCUCGAACAAUUCAAAUUAGACCCUCAAUGGUGAAGGUGGAGACAGAUUCAAGACUUAAAACUUUACAAAAUUUGAACUCAUUGGAGAUAGUUGGAGUAAGUCAUCAACCGAGAAAAACAUUUCUGUCUAGGAAUUUGAUAGCUCUACUUAGCUAUGGUGGAGUUCCAAAAGAGUAUUUUUUGGAUAUACUGAUGAAUGCUCUGGAAGAUUCCCAGAGUGUUUACUCCAACAAGCGUGCAGCGCUACGAGUUGCCGUGAACCACGGAGAAAUUGAUGAUGAUUACACUACAUCGAAAAUGAUCCUUUCUGGAAUUCCUCUGAACGAACCAUGUUUGAAUUAUCGGUUAUCCAUUCUGGCAAAGAAUGAAAGAAAGGCACUAAAAGGAGGAAAGCUGCCUGUUAGUGAAAGCUUCUAUUUAAUGGGCACAGUUGAUCCCACUGGAGUUUUAAAAAGGGACGAAGUUUGUGUCAUUCUUGACAACGGUCAAAUUACGCACAAGGUUCUGGUGUACAGGAAUCCUGGGCUUCACUUUGGAGACAUACAUGUUCUAAAUGCAGUUCAUGUGAAGGCCUUGGAAGAAGUUGUUGGAAAUGCGAAAUAUGCUAUAUUCUUCUCGUCCAAAGGCGAGAGAUCUAUAGCAAAUGAAAUGGCAAAUGGUGAUUUUGAUGGAGACAUGUACUGGGUCUCUCUAAACCCUCAGCUGUUGAAUUCUUUCAAAGCUAGCACAUGUUGGACACGCAUCCAUUCAACACCAAGUGCAUCCACUAAAAAGCCCAGUGAUUACUCAGCUGAGGAAUUGGAACGUGAACUUUUUCAGUUAUUUCUAUCAACGAGGUUUCAAAGAAGUUACAAUAUGAGUGUAGCAGCCGAUAGUUGGCUCUCAUUUAUGGACCAGCUUCUGAUAUCUGGAGAAGCCUCUGCCGAUGAGAAGGAUUGUAUGCCAAAAGAUAUGCUUAAGUUGAUUGAUAUAUAUUACGAUGCUUUAGAUGCACCAAAAAGUGGAAAGAAGGUGGAAGUUCCAAAGAAACUAAGGGCGAAAAAAUAUCCACAUUAUAUGGAAAAGAAGGAUAGUUACCAGUCUACUUCUGUUUUGGGGAUUCUUUUUGAUACUGUAAAUACAUAUCUUCAAAUUGAAGAUCCGUUACUGAAGGAAGUCACAAAACUACCUUGUUUCGAUGUUGAAAUCCCGGAGGCCUGCUUGAAGAAAUGGAAGGAGAGGUAUAAUGACUACAGAAUUGAUAUGACAAAGGCCUUGCAAUCUGGCCAUGAAUCGAAAAAUGAUUGUGCAAAUCAAGUGAUUAAGAAAUACAAGCAGAUGUUAUACGGUGCCGAUGAGUUUGAAGAGAGCGAGAGGAAGGUGGAGGAGAUCUACAACGACGCCCUUGCAAUUUAUCAUGUUACCUAUGACCAUGCAAUUACCCAACGCGCAGUUAAAUAUUGCAACUUUGCAUGGAAAGUCGCUGGUACUGUCCUCUGCAGGUUUUAUGCCCACAAACUAGAUGAGAAGUCCAUACUCUGUUCACCAUCUGUUUUGAAAGAGGUCCUAAAUUAGGGAGCUCGUGUUUAUUAUAUAUAUGUGUGUGUGUAAAUAUCCGUUGUAUAGAAAUGUAUCAAGUUUUGUAGUUGUGCUAUAUGCAAAAUGUAAUAUGUGGUAUAUUUAUUGUCGUGUAAUGUGUACUAUGUUUUUAUUGUAUUAGAUUCAAUUUCAAUCAA